AAAAAUAAAAAAAACGACGUAGUUUGAUUCUUCUCGAUCUCCAUCCUCUCUCUUCCAUGAUUCGUACCACUUCCACAGAUUUUUCUUUGUUUUUUCUGUAAACCCUAGCUCGAAUCCUUUUCAUUUUCCCCUUCCUUCGUUGAUUUUGGGUGUUGUUUGUUUCAUUUCUUUCCCUUCUUGUGGGAAGGCAAGUGUGGGAAGGCUAUCCCUUAUUCUCUAUUCUCCUUUCCCAUCAUAGGAGUUGGAUUUGGGAUUCCCUUCCUGCUCUUUCUUUACCUGCCGGAAAACUGUACGGGGAGCUGAGAUUUGGGUUUUUGGUUCCUAAUGCAAUUCCGGCUGCUUUUGGGCUUUCGUAUUUGAUUGGUUCUACGUCCUUUUCCAAGAUGGGUUCUGUAAUCUCUGAUCAAAUUUUGGGAACUUUUGUACCAAUUCUGGUUUAUUGGCUAUAUUCUGGGUUUUAUAUUCUUCUUGGCUCAUUUGAGAACUACCGGUUGCACUCCAAGAAAGAUGAGCAGGAGAAGAACUUAGUGUCCAAAAGCACUGUGGUUAGAGGCGUUUUCCUUCAACAGACUAUUCAAGCAGUCGUUGCAAUCCUUUUGUUUAAGGUGACUGAAAAUGAUGGGGAGGUUGCUGCAGGUUCAAAAUCUUGGCUAACAAUCGUAGUUCAGUUUAUUGUUGCGAUGCUGGUGUUGGACACUUGGCAGUAUUUUAUUCACAGAUACAUGCAUCAGAACAAGUUUCUAUACAAGCACGUCCAUUCCCAGCAUCACCGUUUGGUUGUACCUUAUGCAUUUGGAGCUUUAUACAAUCAUCCGUUGGAGGGUCUUCUCCUUGACACAAUUGGUGGGGCUUUAUCUUUUCUCGUUUCUGGGAUGUCACCUCGAGUUUCCAUCUUUUUCUUUUCCUUUGCCACCAUCAAAACAGUGGAUGACCAUUGUGGAUUAUGGCUUCCUGGGAACCUUUUCCAUGUGUUCUUCAGAAACAAUUCUGCAUAUCAUGAUGUCCAUCACCAGCUAUAUGGCAGUAAGUAUAACUUUUCGCAGCCAUUUUUUGUUACAUGGGAUAGAAUAUUUGGCACCUAUAUGCCUUACUCAUUAGAGAAGAGAGCAGGGGGUGGUUUCGAAGCACGAGUUAAGGAAGAUUAGUUGUUCCAUAGCAAUCAUAUAUUAUUUGUCCCAGUGUUAAUUUUUUUCUCCCUGUUAGCCAGCCACCAUACUGCUAAAUUUGUAUCAUACGCCUAUUCUUGUGUCUUACACUUUUGUUACUAUCAUUUUCUCGAAGUUCCAUAGCUGAAUCAUGUUGUGAUUUGAAGAACCCUUUUCCUUUUCCUUGUACCUACUCCUUGUGAACAGAGAACCCCUUUGAUUUUUUUUUUCUUUCGGAUUGGGGUUAACCAGUACUUAAUGACAUUCUGAAGUA
Benincasa hispida (wax gourd) is the source of this 1419-nucleotide messenger RNA. RefSeq names its product sphingoid base hydroxylase 2 (gene SBH2). Gene Ontology annotation, molecular function: oxidoreductase activity; iron ion binding. The record is from RefSeq and is a predicted model, not a curated record. Gene Ontology annotation, biological process: lipid biosynthetic process. Lineage: Eukaryota; Viridiplantae; Streptophyta; Magnoliopsida; Cucurbitales; Cucurbitaceae.